UCCCGACCUUUUUCCGGUACGUCAUAGCAGCUUUGGCAAGCAUUAGGAAUAACCAGCUUAGGACGAUGGGUGCCGGUUUUGUUCGCAAGCUUAUGUUUGCGCUGUUCUUGUGUUCAGCAUUUGUAGCACCAUGUGCCGAGUCCCGCCAGCUGCGUUUUGUUUCUCUGCUGUAUCGCCAUGGUGAUCGUUCUCCAAUCAAAAGCUUUCCUACUGACCCCCAUCAGGAAAGUGCUUGGCCACAAGGUUUUGGACAACUUACACAGGAGGGGAUGAGACAGCACUUUGAACUUGGACAGACCCUGAGGAAGCGCUACCAGGGGUUUCUGAGUGAGCAGUACCAGCGUCAGGAGAUCUUCGUUCGCAGCACGGAUUAUGAUCGGACCCUGAUGAGCGCCGAAGCCAAUCUGGCAGGGCUGUUUCCACCCAAUGGAAGCCAAGUGUUUAAUUCCAAUAUCAGCUGGCAGCCCAUUCCAGUACACACAGUCCAGGAAUCGGAGGACAGGCUUCUGAGCUUUCCGUUGCCUAACUGCCCCCGAUAUGACCUUCUUAUAAAUGAGACUGAAAAAACAGAAGAGUAUGUGAACCUGACCACAAACAACAAGAAAUUCCUGGAGAUGGUGGCAAAUAAAACUGGCUUGAAUGAUGUAUCUCUUGAGUCAGUCUGGAGUGUCCAUGACACGCUUUUUUGUGAGCAAGUCCAUGGCAUGAAAAUGCCAGAUUGGGUCACAACAGAGGUGAUGCAGAAGCUGAAAAUACUUAAGGAUUUCAGUUUUUCUUUUAUGUUUGGGAUUUACAAGAGAGAAGAAAAAGCACGGCUGCAAGGAGGUGUUCUCCUUGGACAUAUUUUAAAAAAUAUCAGUGAAGCUGCUAAUGCAUCAGCCUCUGAUGCCCUAAAGAUGAUCAUGUACUCGGCGCAUGACACCACUGUAGUGGCUUUGCAGAUGGCACUGGAUGUUUACAAUGGCAAGCAGGCUCCGUAUGCUUCUUGCCAUAUCUUUGAGCUAUAUAAAGAGGACAAUGGAACUUUCACUGUUGCCAUGUAUUACCGGAAUGAGUCGGACCACGAGCCAUACCCUUUGAAACUACCCAACUGUGUCCAGUUCUGCCCUCUACAAGAUUUUAUUCAUCUGACCAAAUCAGUUAUUCCCAUGGACCAAGAAAAGGAAUGUCAGCUGUCCAGCAGUCUGCAGGACACAGAGGUAAUUGUGGGUCUGACAGUGUGUGGCUGCCUGCUGUUUCUCCUCAUUCUGUUGCUACUGACAAUUCUCUGCCGUCAGAAAUCGAACCCGAAUGGGUAUCGGCAUGUGCUGAGUGACAGCGAGGACCAUUCCUGACAAUCACUUGCACUGCUUGGAAAAGCAGAACUUUCCGACAGUGACGGAGACCUCUGACUCCCUAGAUGUCUUGGACAUAAAUGUGGUUACGGAGACCUGGAGGAUUUAUUUUCCACCUUCCAUUCUAGAAGUGCACUUUGCCUCGUUUGACUCUUCACUCAGGUGUGAAAUCUUGCACAAGUCUGAGUAACUUUAGCAUCCUGCAGAAAAUGGUGUGGGGAUGAAGUACCUAGUAUGAAAUAUAUAUGGCAGAAAACCAAGACAACCACCUUCCUGUGUAAAUUACUUUUUUAUGCAGUACAUUUGUACCAGGGUACAUUUUAGAGUUUAUAUAUUAAGAAAUGUCAUUUCUUUUAAUAAAAUCAUUGUUUUGCCUUUAAAGAGCUUAUUCGCAAAAGUGAUAUUUUGCUUUUAAAAAUACCCCUAGAUGGGUAAAGAAUAAUCCUGCCUAACCCAGCCUCAGUUAGUCUUACCAGUGACAAUCUACGAACUCUCGACAUUCAAGGCCAAUACAAUUUUGAAUUAAAUUCCUAGGACCAAUAUGCAUCUUAAGAAAUGUCAUAGGUUUGUUAUAUUGUGUUAAAGUAACUGGUUUAACUAUUUUCAAGCCAGGACAGUCCUAACCCCAAUUCACUAGCCUGACCCCAGUUUGUCUAUAGACGUGUGGUGUUAUUUUAUGAAAUAUCAGGAUAGCUUCAGGCUGGGGGCCUCUACCAAUUCCAUACAAUACAUCUGAGGUUUGUUUAUUCCUUUAAAAUGUUUUUCAUGAGUAUAUUCCCUAGUGGUAAACACUGAAACUCGCCUUAUUUCCCCCCCAUCACUCUGCUACAAAUCAAACCAUGGAUAUACAUGUGUUCCAUCUAUGCCUUAAACUAGCUUCUUUUUAUUUUUACAAAAAUAAUACAUAUAUAUGUUCAUAAAAAACAGACAAAACCCCUGGAAACUUAGAUGUUUAGGCUCAAUACAUGAGUACAUAUAAAAAAUAAUUUAAUUUCUAAUUAGAGACGCUUCCCUUUUGGCAUAUUCAUAUGAUCUUUGGUUUUAGUCUUGCUGUUAGUCCCGGCUGUCGUCAUGCGCCUGGCCAGCUCAGCACUUCUAGCUUCACUUUGACGAUGCCUUCUCGGAGUGACGUUACUUCCCAAGCCUUGGUUCUGCAUUGCUGUCAGGAGAGUUUCUUGUUUACCUGCCACCACAUCUUCAUGGCUCCAGAUCAGGAUAUUAAAUCCUGUAAGAGAAACGAGUGGGGAUUCUAGUUGACCCAUAGAACUGGCCUGCCAGUAUAAGCCCCCUGAAGCACCAUGACUGGGUUAGAACUGCUUUAAUUAAAGGCUUGGUGACGUGUAAUGUUGUCAUACAUUUGAUAUUAAAGAAUAAUCAGGGCAAGUCUGUUAGUGUUUUAGAAAAAAGGUGAUCAGAAUAGCCUUCACCUACAGGACAAUGAAUUACUAAAAAGGUUAAAUGAUUUUCUCUACACUUGUAUAUCCUUUGCUACUAUCACUUACCCAUUCCAGAGGCCAGAGUGUCUCCUAAUGGAUUAAAUUUGUUUAGCUGAAAAAAAAAUAAAA
Messenger RNA from Erpetoichthys calabaricus (reedfish), 2899 nucleotides. RefSeq names its product acid phosphatase 2, lysosomal (gene acp2). NCBI's taxonomy places the organism in Eukaryota, Metazoa, Chordata, Cladistia, Polypteriformes, Polypteridae. The transcript has 11 exons. Bases 66 to 1334 code for a protein of 422 amino acids. Gene Ontology annotation, molecular function: acid phosphatase activity. The record is from RefSeq and is a predicted model, not a curated record. Gene Ontology annotation, biological process: dephosphorylation; lysosome organization. Gene Ontology annotation, cellular component: lysosome.